Molecule: messenger RNA, 4341 nt
Organism: Chroicocephalus ridibundus (black-headed gull)
Lineage: Eukaryota; Metazoa; Chordata; Aves; Charadriiformes; Laridae
Gene: MAPK13
Product: mitogen-activated protein kinase 13
Exons: 12
Coding region: 2336-3433 (365 amino acids)
Biological process (GO): MAPK cascade; protein phosphorylation
Cellular component (GO): cytoplasm; nucleus
Molecular function (GO): MAP kinase activity; ATP binding
Source: RefSeq, a predicted model, not a curated record
CUUGACUGAGUGUCUCCUGACACCGGGCUCGUGUCCGUGUGUCCCAAGGGAAUUCUUUGCUGCAAAACCAGCUCAGAGUCUGACCACGAGUACUGGACACAGAAAAAAUACUUUUAUUUUCUGUGUAGCGUAGGCAAGCGCGUAUUAACACCAUAGGCCACGUCCUGCUGCUUGCCCGGACCUGGGGCACAUCCCCGGUAGUACUGGUUUGUGCUGGUUUGCUAUUUAAAAGUGAUUUUUCUUCCUCUUCGGCUGCUGUCUCGUUAGGGUGGAGGGUGUUCGUGGGGGCAGGAGCAUCGUGGCUCUCCGUAGCGGAGAUUUGCUGACUUUCACUCGGAAGAACGAUCGCCCGAAGCUGUGUCCCUCCCACUCGAACAGCCUCAGGAACCGAAGUUCCCAGGCCUUGAUAAACCAGGGUGGCUUGUGCUGGUCCGAGUCCGGUAGCCAUGACGUGUGGGCUCCCCCGUCCCGGAGCUCUGCAGCAGCUGCUCCGAGUACGGGCACGGAGGAGUGUUGGGGACAUGGAGAAGUGUUGGGGACACGGAGCCGCCUCCCCGCCUGUGUUCACCUUGCGCUUGCCUUGGGACCAGUGGAGACGAAAAAUGCCUAAACUGGACCUGUCUGUGUUUUCUGGGAGAAAAAAAAAUAUUCCACAAUUCCUGAAUGUUCUCCGUUAUAAUAUAUCCUAGUUAGCAAAAAAAAAAAAAAGAAAUAAAAAUAUAUGUAUACACUAAAAUCGGUGAGAAUUGAACUGGGGGGGAAAAAACAUCAAGUGCACCUCCAAAAUCAAAUCGCUUGAGUCAAGGUUUCCAAUUUCAAUUUGAAUCGGUCACUGGAAUGAAUUCAUCUUUCCACAGCCGAGCCAUGCCCUAGAUAUUCCGAACUCCUUAAUUGCGCGCUGAUUGCCCGCACGUGCACGCGUGGUUGAGCAAGAGCCGUGCUCGUGAAGUGACGAAUGAGUUACCCCUUCGCGGGUGUUCGGGAGCUGCUGCCGUAACCCCUCUUGCUCACAGGUGUAUUUAUAGAAACCGGUUUAUUUCCUGGCUGCGCUCUUGCUGCAGCCGGGGCUUAUUUACACGGAUUGAUGUAAACAAGGGUAAAAAAAACUGCCCCGGCACCUUGUGCCCGGUUUGUGUUCGAUAAAACAGCCCUUGCCACGGCCGUUUGAAGGGCCAGCGCUGAUCUGUGUUGCAGAGGCUGCCUGUAAGCAGGAAAAAUGAAUCUGUUGGGGCUUUUUCAGUAAUUCCUAUUUAUCGGGUAACCUGGCUGUAAUCCUGCCGCCCGGACGCGCUGGGAGCAGGGACGCCUUCGCGGGUGAGGCUUCGGGCAGGGCUGAGGUUGGUGGGGCAGAGCCCGGCACGAGCCGCGGGGCCGGCUCGGUAGGGCCCAGCUUAGUCACUUCCUUGGGGACGUUCCUUGGGUGCUCCUACCUCCGGUCUGGGAGCCCCUCCUGAGCCUCCGAAAGUUGGAGCAAAAUGGCGAGGAGUUCUCUGCCUUCCCAGGAACGGACCUUCUCGCGGGCCGGCGCGGACAGGCACAGCAGAGAACUGACUGUGGAGACCCGAAAAGGGGUGAGAAGACCCCCUGCUGCAGGGGGUGAAACCAGACCCAGCAAAGCCUGGAGACAAACAGUUCUCAGGAUGGUCCCGUCUCGCAGCUGCUCCUCAGCCUCCGCGCUGCAGUCACCUGGACGAAGGUGGAGAACCUCAGCCGGCUUCCACCAUGUCCCCGCUCUGCUGGGACGCCAGGCUUGGGAGAAAAAUCGCCAUCCUUGCUCUCGUGUGGAUGUAACACCCCGGUGUCCUCCGUCACGAGCCUGGAGCUGUCUUCCAUCAGCUGGGAAGAAGAAUGUCCCCGCUUGUCUGACGAGGCGCUGUGGCUUGUUCCCCGGAUUCCCCGGCUCGACGAGUCCUUACUCAUCCGCUGGUUCAGAGCGGGGAUUUCACGAGACCCCCUCCGAGCCCCACGAGGACAUUUCUCGGCUGGCGGCCGGGUGGAAGCAGAAGCGGGAGAGCCGUCGGUGGCGGUGGGUCUCCCGGCGGUGUUCCUGCGGCGGGGCUGGGUGGGUGCUCAGCGCCCGUUCCGGAGUCCAGAGGCACCUGGACGCGACCGAGGCGUGUCGGGAAACCUGAUGCCUCACCUCCGCCGAUGUGGAGGCGGAGGGAGGAGGGCCCAAAGACAUGUCCCUUCACGCUCGCAACAGCUGAAAACAGAGAAGGAAACUCGCUAGAGCCUUUUGCAGCAGCGCAGGCGGCCUCGCUGUCCCUGUCUCACCCCAGGAGCCCUCCCGCACUCCAGUACUCUGGGGGGGUGGCAGUCCCGCUCCCGCCGGGCGAUGAACAUCGCAAGGAGAAGAGGCUUUUACAGACAGGAGGUGAACAAAACCCUCUGGGAGCUGCCCAGGAGAUACACGUCCCUCCACCCCGUGGGGUCGGGAGCCUACGGCUCCGUCUGUUCAGCCAUCGACAAGAAGACAGGGGAGAAAGUGGCUAUCAAGAAGCUCUGCCGCCCGUUCCAGUCAGAGAUCUUUGCCAAGAGAGCGUACAGAGAGCUCAUGCUGCUGAAGCACAUGCAACACGAGAACGUCAUUGGGCUGCUUGACGUCUUCACCUCCGCCGCCUCCUACCAGGGAUUCCAGGACUUCUACCUGGUGAUGCCGUACAUGCGGACAGAUUUACAAAAGAUCAUGGGACAUGAAUUCAGUGAUGAAAAGAUCCAGUACCUGGUCUACCAAAUGCUGAAAGGGCUGAAGUAUAUCCAUUCGGCCGGCAUCAUCCACAGGGACCUGAAGCCAGGAAACCUGGCUGUGAACGAAGACUGUCAGCUAAAGAUCUUGGAUUUUGGCUUGGCCAGACACGCUGAUGCUGAGAUGACGGGCUACGUGGUGACGCGCUGGUACAGAGCCCCAGAAGUCAUUCUGAACUGGAUGCAUUACAACCAGACAGUGGAUAUCUGGUCUAUUGGCUGUAUCAUGGCAGAAAUGCUGACCGGGAAAACGCUGUUUAAAGGAAAAGACUACCUAGAUCAACUGACUCAGAUCCUGAAAGUAACGGGCCAUCCAGGAGAAGACUUCGUGGAGAAGCUGGAGGACAAAGCGGCGAAGAGCUAUAUCAAGUCCCUUCCUAAAAUCCCUAAGAAGGAUUUGUCUGUGCUUUUUCCCAAAGCCAGUCCUCAGGCAGUGGACCUGCUUGACAAGAUGCUGCAGCUGGAUGUGGAAAAGCGCCUUACGGCGACGGAGGCGUUGGCUCACCCCUAUUUCGACCAGUUCCGAGACGUCGAGGAGGAGACAGAAGCCCAACAGUCCUACGAUGACUCUCUGGAACACGAAAAGCUUUCGAUAGACGAGUGGAGAAAGCAUAUUUACAAGGAGAUCUUGUCCUUCAGUCCCAUCGCACGGAAGGACUCGAAGAAGCGAAGUGGGAUGUCAUUAUAGCGACCGGCGCGGCCGUGGCUGGGAUUCACUUCUCCCGGAUGAUGGAGCGGAUCCACUCCACGCUGCCGUGCUGGUGGCCAUCGUUUGGCCUGUGGGACUUCUCUGGGUGCCAACGCAAGGAUGACGCCGUGCUGUGGGCAUUGGACUUUAUUCUACUAAAGGGGGAAGCACCCCAAACAGUUUUCAAGACAAAAGAUAAAUAUAUUCUCAUUGAAACUUUAACUGGGAGAAUUUUACCUGGUGUUUCUUUAUUACUUUUUUUUUUUAUUUGUCCACUUAAGAGAGCGGCGGUUUCAUUGCUCUUUUCUCUUUAGGCUUUCCAAGCACAGGUUUUAGUACAUUAAUUAUGGAUAAGGUAAAGAAAAAGGGAAAAUUGUCUGGGAAGUGAGUCCAAGGCAAAAUAAUCAGAAAUAGUGAAAUUCAGCAUAACAAGACUUUAUCCAACCCAACUCCGCGUGCAGACAAGCAGCAUCCAGCACAGCGAGGGUGCUGGGACGGUCUCGGUGCCAGGACACCACAGGAGUCCAGUCCAUCAUGGGACCGGUCUGUGUUCAGAGCAGCUCCAAACCCUUGCUAUACACGCGACUCCCUGCUACGGUGCUUCCCCCUCCAGACAGCUGCUGCCUCCUCUUUUUUUUUUUUUUUUGCUCUGUUUAUUUCAUUCCCUGCGUUUUGAAUAGUGCCAUCUCCUCCUUAUUGCUAGCAAACACAUCCCGGGACUUCAAGGCCAUUUCCCACAUUGAUAGACCAGGUAUCCCACGGAGCUGGGUUAUAAUCUACCCGUCCUGCUGCCCUUCCUUUGUGCCCAGCUGGUUUCCCCAAUGGUUCUCCCUCCACCACACUUAUCUCUGGCUGAGCACCCUCUCCCUGGAGUCACCCUGCCUGCUCCAGGCUGCCUUUAUCUCCCU